CUCGAAUCCACCACACCAGCCAUCGGCCAGUGCACAUCACUAUGUUGCUGCAAUGUUUACUUACCUGCUAAUAUGAGUGUGAUUUUAGAAAGGGAUGGGGGGAACUGGUGAAAGGCGCCAAAAGUCUUUGCCGCGGAAAGGGAAAAGGGAAAUACAGACAGACCAAAAGGGAAGCCAAAAGAACCGAAUCGCAGCACGCUCUAUCCAAAUUGAUCAGCAAAAUAAUAACGAAAAUCCACUCUUUGAGUAUUUUACGGGUGAAAGUCUUUAUUGCCAGCUGAUCGCGGAUCGCGGAUCGCAGAUACAGCUGCUGCGCCAUGGCCUGCAAGCGGCUGAUGCUCGACGAUUGCGAACAGGAUGAGAGUUUUGGCUUUGAUCCAGAGAAUCAGGAGAAUGUAGCUCACAAUAAUGUGGCGAAGCGCCACAAGGGGCAGCUGGAGACGCCGCUGCAUCGGAUGCUGAAGCGGCACAUUCCCGGCAAUUCGGCCGGCACCGUACUGUCGCCCAUCACCGAGCUGGCGUACAAUAUGCGCGGCGCGCGGCUAAAUGAGAGCGGUGGGGGUACACCCAAGUCCAGCAAUAGCCUGCGACCCUUCAAUAGCAUCAACAGCAUCGAGUCCAGCUGCGAUUCGGGCAACUCCCUCGACGAUGAGUACCUGCACAUGUUCGAAUUGGACCAGCGGGAUGCUGCUGCUGUGGGCCUGCCUGGCGAUCUCGAGCAGCUGAUCAGCGGCCAACUGAAGACGGAGCACAUCUCGGAGAGCGGCUCGGAGCCAAAGUACCGUUCGGCACGUCGAUGCCUGAGCAUGCUGCCCAGGGAACUGGCGGAGGAGGACUCCAGCGGCAGCAACGUGUCCGUGGCUAGCAGCAAGUCACCCACCGCCAGCGUCACUACCACGCGCAUGCUUCAGCGCAGAUCCAUGUCCAUGAACGAUGCCGACAUCCUCACAGCCCUGGGCGAUGAGCCGGAACUGAUUGGCGAUCUGAGCAAACCGUGUGUCCUGCCCUGCCUGCUCACGGGCACCCGUCAUCGCGACUUGAAGACCAUUUCAUGUGAAACGCUGGCGCGCCUGAUCAAUGGGGAGUUUGGGGAGCAGCUGGGCAACGACUACGGCUACCAGAUCAUCGACUGUCGCUAUCCGUACGAGUACGAGGGUGGUCACAUACGCGGCGCCCACAAUUUAUACACGCGGGCGCUCAUCAAGGAGGCAUUUCCAUCCGCAGCAUUUCAGCAGCACCUGACGGAUCAGCGCCACAUCUACAUCUUCCACUGUGAGUUCUCCUCGGAGCGCGGUCCGAAGCUGUUACGCUUCCUGCGCAGCAUCGAUCGCAACCAGCACACUCACAACUAUCCGGCCCUCGACUAUCCGGAGCUGUACCUCCUGCACAAUGGCUACAAGGAGUUUUACAAUUUAUAUGCCAAUCUCUGCGAGCCACGUGAAUAUGUGCCCAUGCUGGCGCCUGCUCAUAACGAAGAGUUUCGCCACUUUCGUGCCAAGACCAAGUCGUGGCAGUGCGGCGAUGGUGACGGCGCUGACAGUGGCAUUGGCGGUGGCACUAGCACCGGUUCCCGUACCCUGCGCAAAUCCCGCUCCCGCUUGCAUUACUUUGAGUAAAAUGGGUUGGCCCCAUCCCCUUUAGCCCCCAACUGCCAUGACAUAUUAUUUUUUUAAAAACAAAAUUAAUCGCUAAGAUUGAAAGGACGCAAAUUAUUAGUUUCGUUUCGUUUCGUUGAUAUUUGUUCAAAUGUUGAGUUUUUACCCUUUAAUAUUUAACAUUUAAUGUUUAUUCAUAUUUAUAUUUCCAGUUGAGAGUUUUACACACCGAAAACCCAUAUACAAUACGCAGAAAAUAAGCAUAGAGACAACCAAAAAAAACAUAAAAAGUAAGAAAGAAAUGUUCUCUAGUCAGUGAAAGUGAAAAUUUCGAAUUUAUUUUAGUUUAUUUUAUUGUUCGUGUUCGGCAUUUUAAAGUUUAAUUUCGUGUUUAAUUUUAGUGUUAACCAAUUAAAUUUUGUAAA
Messenger RNA from Drosophila guanche, 2020 nucleotides. Its product is annotated as cdc25-like protein phosphatase twine. The transcript has a single exon. Gene Ontology annotation, biological process: G2/M transition of mitotic cell cycle; positive regulation of G2/M transition of mitotic cell cycle; positive regulation of G2/MI transition of meiotic cell cycle. The record is from RefSeq and is a predicted model, not a curated record. Gene Ontology annotation, cellular component: nucleus; cytoplasm. The coding region runs from base 318 to 1616 and encodes 432 amino acids. NCBI's taxonomy places the organism in Eukaryota, Metazoa, Arthropoda, Insecta, Diptera, Drosophilidae. Gene Ontology annotation, molecular function: protein tyrosine phosphatase activity.